Molecule: messenger RNA, 2082 nt
Organism: Pichia membranifaciens NRRL Y-2026
Lineage: Eukaryota; Fungi; Ascomycota; Pichiomycetes; Pichiales; Pichiaceae
Exons: 1
Coding region: 55-1725 (556 amino acids)
Cellular component (GO): nucleus; FACT complex
Molecular function (GO): histone binding; nucleosome binding; DNA binding
Source: RefSeq, a predicted model, not a curated record
AGCGGUCGAGGACAGAAAGCAGAGAAACAGGGCAAGAAACACGCAGAGUGAACCAUGUCGUCGGAGUACGAGAGAAUAUACUUGAACCAGUCGAAGAUGCCGGGAAGAAUGAGGGUGGCGGAGACGGGACUAGGAUGGAAGGCGCAAUCGAUGCCCGGGUCGACGACGAAGACGACGCCGUUCCUAUUGCCGAGCGAGGAGAUCUCCAGCUGCUACUGGUCGAGGGGCUCGAGGGGCUACGAGCUGCGGAUCGACACGAAGAACAGAGGGGUGGUGAUUCUCGACGGGUUCGACGAGCCUGACUCGACCGGGUUGAAGCACGAGCUCUCGAAGAACUUCAACGUGCAGCUGGAGCAGCGGGAGCACGCGUUGCGGGGCUGGAACUGGGGGAAGAUCCAGAUGGCGAGAAACGAGCUGGUUUUCAACGUCGCCAACAAGCCUGCGUACGAGAUCCCGUACGCGGAGAUCGCCAACACGAACUUGAGCGGCCGGAACGAGGUGUCGGUUGAGAUGGACCUUAUACGUGCGGACACGGCGGUGGAGCGGACCGGCGACGAGUUGGUGGAGGUGAAGUUCUACAUCCCGGGCAACGUGGACGCCGGCGAGGAGAUGGACAUUGACGCUCCGAAGGCGGAGCACGCGGAGGGAGAGGAGGCCCCGGCAGACGGUGCUGCAGACGGCGAGGCCGAGGCCGACGCCGGGCCGGAGAAGAAGGAGAAGGUCAAGACCAAGGCGGAGCUCUUUGUGGAGGAGUUGAAGUCCAAGGCAGACAUCACCCAGGUUGUCGGCGAGAUCAUCGUCUCGUUCAGCGAGGUGCUCUUCCUCACGCCAAGAGGCCGGUACGACGUCGACAUGUACGACAGCUUCCUCCGGUUGAGGGGCAAGACGUACGACUACAAGCUACAGUACACGCAGAUACAGAGAAUCUUCUCCUUGCCGAAGCUGGACGGCAUGCACCACUUGAUUGUCUUGCAGGUGAACCCUCCCUUGAGACAGGGCCAGACCAAGUACUCGUACUUGACGCUGCAGUUCGACGAGCAGGAGGAGAUCGAGGUCGAGCUGAACAUCGAGGAGAACGAGUUCAAGGAGAAGUACGAGGGCAAGAUCAACAAGUCGUACAGCUCCAGCACCUAUCUCGUUCUCUCCAACCUCUUCAAAGGGUUCACCGAGCGCAGAGUCGUUUUGCCCGGCUCCUACCAGUCCAAGGACGGACUGCCGGGCAUCUCUUGUUCCUUGAAGGCCAACGAGGGUCACUUGUACGCCUUGGAGAAGUGUGCGUUGUUCUUGACGAAGCCAACCGUGUUGAUCCCUUACUCGGAGGUCGGCACCAUCACUUUUGCCAGAGUCGGACAGGGGUCUGCUCAGAAGACGUUUGAUAUGGAGAUCAGCACUAUAAACGGUGGGCCAACGCACAACUUCGGAAACAUUGACAGAGCCGAGCAGCCUCUUCUCGAGUCAUUCUUCAGAUCGAAGAACUUGAAGGUCAGAAACGAUGAAAAAAUCGCACAGGAAAUGUUGGCCAACGCCAUGGUCGACUCCGAUGGCGAUGCCGACCUCGGCUCGGCCGGAGAAGACGACUCUCCCGACGAGGAUUUCGAGGGAGAGAGUGCAUCCGAAGACUCGGACGUGGACGAAGAAUACAAUUCUGACGCUGCAAGUGAAAACGGUGACGCCGCAGAAACAUCUGAAGAACCUAAGAAAAAGAAACAAAAAAAUGAUCUCUGAUCUCGUACGUUUUAUUAAGCUUUUUACCAAAUUAACUCUAUAUCUGUAUAAAUAAGAAAACAGAAAAAAUGCUAAAUGCACAGACAUUCAAAUUACUUUCCUCUUGUUCAACUCUACCAGUAAUACGUUUUUUAGCUUUUGGUUGUCCAACCUAUUAACAACAUCCUGCUGUUCCUCUUCAAACAUGGUCACCAAAUGUUUGACUUUGCUCAUUUCCUUCAGCUUUCCCUCCUUGAUUUUUUGGAGCAGGUGUACCAGUUCUUCAGUCUUAAGUUCGUGAACAUGCCUCGUAUCUUCGGACUUUGAGUAUGUGUUGCUCAUACAUAUAUAGUUUUUUGGCGGAGACUCAUCCCCCCU